This is a messenger RNA of Aplysia californica (California sea hare), 855 nucleotides long. Its product is annotated as protein CLN8-like. Gene Ontology annotation, biological process: lipid homeostasis. NCBI's taxonomy places the organism in Eukaryota, Metazoa, Mollusca, Gastropoda, Aplysiida, Aplysiidae. The coding region runs from base 1 to 648 and encodes 215 amino acids. The transcript has a single exon. The record is from RefSeq and is a predicted model, not a curated record. Gene Ontology annotation, cellular component: membrane; endoplasmic reticulum.
AUGAUUUCUUUCUGUUUUCUAUUGCCCCGUUUGCCAACUACAGGUGCCUGGGUCGUGUUCACACCCACCAACCACGACCGUGACCCCGUGUUCGGGCUGAGCGCGACCGGGACCUUCGCCAUGACCGUCACAGCGGGCUUCUUCCUCUUCGAAUGCCUGGCCUUGACCUGGUCAGACUGGACGACGAACUCCCUGUCCAAAAUGCUCCACCUCCACCACUGGCUCAGUCUGGCCGGCAGCGUGACCGUGGUGCUGACAGAGGCGGGCUACACCGUGGCUUCGCGGAGUCUCACCUUAGAAAUGAGCACGCCCUUCUCGGCGCUGUGCUGGAUGCUGCUCAAGGCGGGGCUGGGACGGAGCUGGUUGUGGACUGUCAAUCAAAUGGUGCUGCUCCACGCCUUCCACCUGCGCUCUGUGGUGGAGUGUCACAUCUGGUGGAACACUUUCACACACCGCCAGGCCAUCUGGGCGGACAUGCCGUGGUCGACGUUUCUAUCGGUGUAUGCGGCGCUCAGCAUGUUCACGUUUAUGGCUACCCCGUACUGGGGCUACAAGAAGACGUUGCAGAUGGGCCACCCACACGAUUGGAACUUUGAGAACGACCAGGAUGAUACACUCAAAAAUGGGAAGCUGGCUAAAAAUGAGUAAUUUUUAAAAAUUCCACCUACCCCCUUCCCCUACCCACACCUUUUUUUCAUCCCCUCUCAGAACAUCCCAAUCUCAGUAACUCUUCAAUACUUAAACCCCCUACCUCAUGCAAGCACUUUAUAUUAUAGAAGAAACAAAAACAAGAAAAACUCGAAAGUCUAUUUAUUCUUUCUAAAAUAUCUUAAUUGGUUGAGUCUACUUUAUCCA